Messenger RNA from Lodderomyces oxycetoniae, 2175 nucleotides. RefSeq lists its product as uncharacterized. NCBI's taxonomy places the organism in Eukaryota, Fungi, Ascomycota, Pichiomycetes, Serinales, Debaryomycetaceae. The record is from RefSeq and is a predicted model, not a curated record. The transcript has a single exon. Gene Ontology annotation, cellular component: Golgi apparatus; endoplasmic reticulum. Bases 1 to 2175 code for a protein of 724 amino acids.
AUGACGAGUAAUUCACAAGGGGUAAAGUUGGAUCUAGAUAUAGAUGUAGAUGCCACGACUUCGAAAGCAGAGGAGUCUACCAAGAAUGAUGACGACACUAUCGAGCAGAGCGAGAUAUUGGAGCACACUGGCAAGAUGCAGGAGGCAGGAGAAGAUAAGAUGUACGAGUCUUUGAAAGAUUUGGGUAAUGGCGCUAAUGCAAUGACCAAGGAGAUGCUACCAGUGAAAAAGAGAUUAACUUUACAAGAAAGACUAGCACUUGCGGCAAAGGGCAAGAAAAGAGUUGCAAGUGAGAAAGGUGCAAAGGAAUUCAUUGCCACCUCCCCCUCCUCUGUAUCUUCACAAGUUUCAUCCGAUGUAAGCACAAGUAAUCAAGAACCAGUAGACGAUGAAGAUGGGGAUGAGUUGGAAAAAUUACGUACAGAGAAUACCAAGCUCAAAAACCAAUUGAAAAAGAAUAAACCCUUUGAUGAGGAUAAAAACAAGUUUUUAGCCACAAUUGCCGCAAAGGAUGAUACGAUCCAACAAUUGCUAAAAGAAGGCGAGGUAUUAUCACACAAGGAGCUUAAAUUGAAUGAAACAAUCAAGAAAUUGAAAUCUGCCAAUCAGGCCCUCGAGGAAGAUUUGGCCAAUUUUUCCAAAAAACAUGAUGAGUCAUUGGUAAAACAGGAGGAAUUACAAGAUUUUUUGAGAACAAAGAAGUUUAAAACUGUUGAAAUGUUUAUUUCCAAGUACGCCGAGUUGAAUGAUAAGUUAAAGAAUUUGAAAGAGGAAAACGAACUGUUAAAAUUGACAAAGAUAAAGUACUCUGAAUUAUUAGCAUCACAUGAAGAGACUAAACUUGCCAAGCAAGAUACUGAGAAAUCGUUGGCUAAUUUGAAAAUUGAAUUUGAUAUGAAGAAAGAACAAAACAGACUUGAAAUUGCAAGUAAAGAAAAGAAAAUAAUGCUGAUCAAGAAUGACUUGGUUUUGGCUAAACAAAAUUAUAGCCAGGAGGUGACUCGUCUUGAAGAAAAAAUUGAACAACUUCGAUUAGAUGCUGAAAUUGAUAAUCACAACUCAACUACUCAAAAGGAUACUAAAGAUCUAGUGAAUUUUGAAGAUUUUAAAAAGUUAUCAGAUGCGCAUCAUUUACAACAGAAACAAUACUUAUCGGCCCAAGAGAAUUGGAACAUCAAGGAAUCAAACUUAUUGCUAAAAGUAGAAACUUUGAAAUCUUCUUUGGAAUCGGCUAAAAUGACAAAGACAAAAUUAUCCAAUGAUAUUGCAAAAGCUACCAAAACGAUUCAAACUCAAAUGACAGAACUGCUAAAAUUAAAGGAUCAAAUCAAACAACAUAUUUCAAAAAUCAAUGAUUUAGAACUAGCCCUUGAAUCAAAAGAUAGCAGUAUACAAGAACUUGAUGAAAAGCUUGAGAAAUUGAAAUCAGUAUAUAACCAAGAAAGAAUAAAUCUCAACUUGAAGAUCCUGAACUUAACCGAGGUUAUUGAAAAGAGCAAUGAGCAAAAGCAUCCAGAACCACUAAGACUCGAUACGAAAUCAAAUCGAGACAAUUUGUCUAACGCAAACUUGAGCUGGAAUGAUAUACGACUAGGCGAAUCCUCAACCACACCUGCAUUGAAUAAGGAAUAUUCAAUUUUUUUUAAUAACAGCAGUCAUAACCACUCACUGGCAUCUUUUACUGAAAUUGGCGACGAUAUGUAUGAUAGGGAACAAUCCUCAUACUCGAGUCAAGUAGGAGUAGGAGUAGGAGGUGGUGGAGUAGUAGUAGGGGGCGGUACGGGGGAAAGUUCACUUAACUUUGGUGUGCCCACAUCUAACCAGAACAACAAUAAUAAUCUACAUUUGGUGAACAAAAUGAGCUCAAACAUUCGCAGACUUGAAAUAGAACUACACACUUUGAAAGAUGAGUAUUCGAAAUUAUUAGAUGAAAAAGAAGCAAGAGAACAAGAACUAUUAAAUGCAAUGAAGAUUAAUGAACAAGUAAAUAGUUUAACACUAAAGAUCAAGGAGCUUGAAGAAACCAUAGAGGAGAAAAAUGAAAAAGAGAAAACAAUGUUGGAACUUAUUGGAGAAAAAUCCGAACAAGUUAGUGAAUUACAAGCUGAUGUGAUGGACUUGAAGGAAAUUUGUCGAUCUCAAGUUCAACAAAUGAUAGAGCUUCAAGGAUUAUAG